CAGCUCUCUGGCACUUGCAGGCCUCUGACUUGUGGAUUACUGGGAUGGAAAUGUCGGACACAGUCAAACCUCGAACCUCCUUCCUCAUUGAGGACAUCCUCUCCAUUCAGGACAGCACAAGGUUUAGUGGGAAAUGCUGCUCGCAGAAGAUGGAAAGAUGUUCACAGUGGAAAGAAGAAUCUGAAAAUCUGUCAGCACCGCUCUGUCCUCAGGAGGAAGCAUUUGGAGUGCAGACAGAGACUCUGGAUGCGUCCUGUCCCAGUUCCUCAGAGUCAAGUUUUUCCUCCACAGGGAAACAGAAGCGAUCCAGAGCUGCAUUUACACAUCUCCAAGUUCUUGAACUGGAGAAGAAAUUUAAUCACCAGAAAUACCUGUCUGCCCCUGAGAGGGCUCACCUGGCCAGCACCUUAAGACUGACCGAGACACAAGUGAAGAUCUGGUUUCAGAACCGGAGGUACAAAACGAAACGGAAGCAGCAAACGUCAGAGUUCUGUAAGGAUGUGUACAAAGCAGAGGGACUGAGAGAGGACUUGGUCAGAUCAUCGCUAAUAACGACUUUCUGCAAAGCCUAUCAGUACAGACCCUACCUGUGGGACUACAGUGGCCCCUGGGGCCCAGUGCUAUGGUGACACUGAAUUGAAGUGUGGAGUUAUGAUUUAUAUUCAUAUGCAAAUGCUUCGUAACCCUGAAAUUCAAGCUCUGUAUUCACCAUCAAUGUUGAUUAUUUGUUAUUUGACAUAGAUUUGGAAUCCAGUGUCUGCUCCUGUGUUGAAACUGCCCUUUAAGAUGGUUUUUCUAUUUUAAAAAAAAGCAUUAUCCAAAAAUCAUGCAAAUCGUACUGUAUGGACGUGACAUACGGGUUUGAACAGAGAGCCAGUCAUCACUGAAUUAAAGUAUGGCAUUGUUGAAUAAAUCAUGAAUAAAUUAA
Acanthochromis polyacanthus (spiny chromis) is the source of this 928-nucleotide messenger RNA. RefSeq names its product NK3 homeobox 1 (gene nkx3-1). Gene Ontology annotation, cellular component: nucleus. Gene Ontology annotation, biological process: regulation of transcription by RNA polymerase II; cell differentiation. NCBI's taxonomy places the organism in Eukaryota, Metazoa, Chordata, Actinopteri, Pomacentridae. Gene Ontology annotation, molecular function: DNA-binding transcription factor activity, RNA polymerase II-specific; RNA polymerase II cis-regulatory region sequence-specific DNA binding. The transcript has 2 exons. The record is from RefSeq and is a predicted model, not a curated record. Bases 45 to 629 code for a protein of 194 amino acids.